AUGGAUGUGAGCUGCAAGAUAAGGACAGAAACAUUUUGUGCCAGUAUAUUUUUCUUGCUUGCAGCCAGAAGCUAUUUUGAACCAAAGUAUAGAUUUGAGAGAUGCGAAAAAGUGAGAGGAAUAUGUAAAACGUUUUGUGAUGAUGUUGAAUAUGAUUAUGGAUACUGCAUUAAAUGGAGAAGUCAGUGCUGCGUAUAA
Messenger RNA from Rhinopithecus roxellana (golden snub-nosed monkey), 198 nucleotides. RefSeq names its product beta-defensin 110-like. Gene Ontology annotation, biological process: innate immune response. The coding region runs from base 1 to 198 and encodes 65 amino acids. The transcript is spliced from 2 exons. NCBI's taxonomy places the organism in Eukaryota, Metazoa, Chordata, Mammalia, Primates, Cercopithecidae. Gene Ontology annotation, cellular component: extracellular region. The record is from RefSeq and is a predicted model, not a curated record.